This is a messenger RNA of Plasmodium knowlesi strain H, 888 nucleotides long. Its product is annotated as SICAvar, type I (fragment). The annotation marks the transcript as partial. The record is from RefSeq and is a predicted model, not a curated record. The transcript has a single exon. Lineage: Eukaryota; Apicomplexa; Aconoidasida; Haemosporida; Plasmodiidae.
GUUGCUAUGGAGCAGGUUCAAAAUUCGAGUUCCAGGUUUAGGGGGGGAGACUUUACCCUUCAGGAAGAUUCUCAAAGUUCAAAUUUAGGGUUUAAGGAGGAGGACUUUUUUUUUGACGAUGAGGUUGAAGGUUCAGAUUCCGGCUUCAGGGAAGAGGACUUUAUUCUUGAGGAAGAUGUUAUUAAGGAACAGAUUGCAAAUUCAAGCUCCGGGUUUAGGGAAGAAGACUUUAUUCUUGAGAAAGGUGCUUCUAAGGAGGAAGUUCCUUUGGAAGAAGUUCCUUUAGAAGAUGGUCCUAAGAAGGAGGUUCCUAAGAAGGAGGUUCCUAAGGAAGAGGCCCCUUCACAGUCCGCAUCUUGGGUUACAUACUGGGUUAAUUGGAUUGAAAGAAAUAAAGGCGUAUUAGAAGAAGUAAAAACACAACCAUGGUUUCAUAAUUUAAGAGUGGACUGGAAGGAGCAUCAGAAGCAGCAAGAUGCUGAGAAGGACGAAUUAAAGGAGGAAAAUGAUAGUUCAUGCGCAGCAAGGCGGAAAAAAGAUGCCUGGAGAAAGUGGAUUGCAAAGCAACAUGCCCUUAUGGAUGUUAAUAGCGAACAAGAUUGGUUCAAGCAUUUGUUGGAAAAUGUGGAAGAAGUGGAACAAGACGAGUCAGAACAACAGGGGGAGAAUGAACAUAAAACAGGAGAAGGUACUGAAAGCACUACAUCGGCAUAUAACAACUUACCACGGAGACAACAGCUGCAUAAAAAUUCCAAUAAGAAAAAUUUCCUAAUCACCAAAUUGUGGAUGCUAAUCUUGGCAUUAGUAUUUGAAGAGUGUGAAAGGGAGAGGACUCUACAUGAGAAGGAAAUGUACGUGGAUCAUUUAUUAGAAAAUACCUUGGCAUAA